AUGAUUAAUGAUAGAAUAAAUGAAUGGAUACAUUCUACUGAAGCAGCACAAGUCAGAAAGAACUGGAGAAAUUAUGUUGAUGGUAAUGGAUUUACCUGGAAGAAAUGUUUGUUAGAAGAUGGUUUUAAUCUUGAGAAAUCAGCAGAAGAACAUGCAAUCUCUGAAAAUUGGAAUAUACAAAAUUCAAUAAGUUCUCCAUCACUUCCUUGUUCAACAAAUCAUCCAUAA
Molecule: messenger RNA, 228 nt
Organism: Entrophospora sp. SA101
Lineage: Eukaryota; Fungi; Glomeromycota; Glomeromycetes; Entrophosporales; Entrophosporaceae
Source: the annotation of a GenBank genome assembly